AUUCUUCCCAGCGAUGGGUCUGUGCAAGACCAGAAUCAACGGCCUGUCCGUCUCUACCCGGAAGUGCCAGAAGUGCUGCACCUGUUGGACAGCGAAGGGAUCGCCAUGGCAGCUGCCUCUCGGACAGGCGAGAUCCAAGGAGCCAGGCAACUGUUAGAUCUUUUCGGCUUAAAUCUCUGCUACUUUCGCUACACUGAAAUUUACCCUGGCAGUAAAACCACCCAUUUCCAAAGGUAAAAAAAACA
Molecule: messenger RNA, 245 nt
Organism: Notechis scutatus (mainland tiger snake)
Lineage: Eukaryota; Metazoa; Chordata; Lepidosauria; Squamata; Elapidae
Source: RefSeq, a predicted model, not a curated record